Tetrahymena thermophila SB210 is the source of this 477-nucleotide messenger RNA. RefSeq lists its product as hypothetical. Lineage: Eukaryota; Ciliophora; Oligohymenophorea; Hymenostomatida; Tetrahymenidae. The transcript has 5 exons. The record is from RefSeq and is a predicted model, not a curated record.
AUGAAUUUUGCUCGUUUAGUUAGAAACAACCGUAUAGCAAACUCUAGUGCUUUAGAAGCAGUAAUUAGAGGACCUAAGAAGAAGAAGGGUGGUGCAGGUGGUCCUGCCGAAAUUACAUCUGAAGAUGUCAUCAAUAUUUGGAAAGAUAGAACUGAUCCCGAAUUAAAUCCCAUCAAUACUUAUCCUAUUUGGUUGAGUCAUUUACUUCUCCCUCAACUCCGUUUUGAGCAAGUUGCCGAAGUUUACAUGGCUGAUGAAGAUUUAUUGAAACCUCAUAAUCGUGACAUGAAGAGACUCAUUAAUCAAAUUAGAAGAUUUGGUAUUUACGAAUAAAAUUACACUAAGCUUGCAAAGUCUUUAUCCUUAGACUUCGUUUUACCUGCUAGACAAGAAAAGGAUCUCUUCACUUCUACCAAGGACGAACAAGAAGAAGAAAAGGCAGAAGGAGAAGAAGAAGGCGAAGAAGACGACGAUUGA